GCUCCACCACCACCACCACCACCACCACCAUCUGCAUCGUCUACUAAGCGCGCAUACGGGGACCUCAGCGAGUCAAUCACGGUCUCCAAGUGUCCAGACUGAGCUUAUAAUGCUUUCUAUACCAGCAAUUGCUGGGCAAGCCAUUGAGCCCUUGGCACUACUCAUGGAGACAGCUUAUAUUGGCAGAAUGGGUCCCUUGGAGUUGGCAUCAGCAGGUGUUUCAAUAUCAAUUUUUAACAUCAUAUCAAAGGUAUUCAACAUCCCUCUCCUUAGUGUUGCGACUUCGUUUGUAGCUGAAGAUAUCUCCAAAAAUGCAAGCAAGGGAUCAACUUCAGGUAAAAUUAGAAUAGGUGACUUCAAUCUCUUGAGCAUGAAAUACAUUACACAAAAAUAAGAAUUUUUUUUUCUU
Camellia sinensis is the source of this 409-nucleotide messenger RNA. Lineage: Eukaryota; Viridiplantae; Streptophyta; Magnoliopsida; Ericales; Theaceae. The record is from RefSeq and is a predicted model, not a curated record.